AUGAUUCAUUUAAAUUCCAAUGAAUUGGUAGAAAUAGUGAAAUAUAUAACAUCAACUGUUGAUGUUACAAAGUUUAUGUUUAUAUCUAAAAAAGUUCGCGAAAUAUUAAAGACUUAUACAUAUAAUCCGUUUCCAAUUACACCACAAAUAUUUUUUGAUGUUUUUCCACAUAUUAAAGAAAUUAACAUUUGGAAUAAAGAGGAUUGUAAUUUUUUUAUUGAUUAUGAAAUUUUUGAAGCUUUUCAAAAUGUUGAAUUUAAUUUGCUCUUUCAAGUCGAUUUCAAGACAGCUACAGAAAUAAGGGAAUAUCUGGGGAACAAUUUUCAAUUCAAAAAAGUUUGUUUUACAUCAAAUGAUGUUAAAGAGUUUGGGUAUAAGUUUGAUCAAUUUCAACAGAACAUCACAAUAACUAUUAUUAAUGAUUUGUGUUUUGAAUAUAGAACAUCUCUUGGGGAAAUUAAUUUACCCAAAUCUCUCAUUCGUCUUGGGAAAGCCUGUUUUUCUAAUUGUAUUGGCUUAACCGAGUUAUAUUUACCACAACACAUCAUUUGUAUUGAUAACAAUUGUUUCUAUAAUUGUAGUAAUUUGAUUUCUAUAUCAAUACCUUCUGAAGUGACUUGUAUUGGAGAGUCCUGUUUUGAAAAUUGUUCUUCUUUAAAAAGAGUGCAAUUUAAUAGGUUAAUUAAGCUUUUUUCCUUAUACAGAUUAUUAAGAAAUAUUAGUAUUGAAAAACUCUAA
Entamoeba invadens IP1 is the source of this 738-nucleotide messenger RNA. RefSeq lists its product as hypothetical. NCBI's taxonomy places the organism in Eukaryota, Evosea, Mastigamoebida, Endamoebidae. The record is from RefSeq and is a predicted model, not a curated record. Bases 1 to 738 code for a protein of 245 amino acids. The transcript is spliced from 2 exons.